Gongylonema pulchrum is the source of this 591-nucleotide messenger RNA. The record is from the annotation of a GenBank genome assembly. NCBI's taxonomy places the organism in Eukaryota, Metazoa, Nematoda, Chromadorea, Rhabditida, Gongylonematidae.
AUGAAAGUACCGGUGGAAGAUGUUGGUAUGGCCAUCGCAACAAUGGUCAAGAUGGGCAAGGAAAAAGCUGAUCGAGAAAAAGCAGCCGCUCAAACGAAAACAAAGCAAAAACUCGAUGCAGCUGGCAGACCGAUCAUCGGUGCCGCCGAAAGCGCCAAGAAUGCUGGUGGGAGAGCGUUUGGUAAGAUCAAGGAGGGUGCGGAGAAUGUUGGUUCAGCAGUAUCAGGCGCUGCACAUGAUGUAAAAGAUGCUGCCGGAAGAGCAGUUGACAAAACCAAACAAGGAGCGGCGGCAGCCGGCGAAGCGGUUGCAGAAGCUGCGCAAGGAGUAAAAGAUGCCGCCGGCCGAGCAGUAGGCACAGCUGAAGGAGGUGUAGUGAAAGGAUUCCAGGAUGUGAAAGAUACUGCAGGUAAUUUUUCACUUUCCUGGAGCUGUAAAAUCAAGAACAGUAAUCAGCCGAUAAAUUUUCUUGCAAAAAACAGCUCAGAGAAGGAGCAUAUUAGGCUUGCAGGUAUUCACGCAAAUGGCAGUAAACCAAGGCUUUAUAAAGUUUGGGCGACACUCAGCAAUAAAUUUGAAGGUGCGCAUUGA